AACAAAACCCACUGGCCAUUUCCCAAUCUACGUUUUGUCAACGAACGAAAGUACGAUUUCUUCGAAGACAUUUGCAAUGUCUACUUUUUGGUCCAGCUUGAGGAGAUCGAUGAAGAAGAAAGAGAAAUAUUUAAUAUUUACCUGUAAUUUAUUAUUACUUAGUCAGAAAUUUGAUGUAGCUGAGAGCAAACCAAUUCAGAACCGGAACAAUCCCAAAAUAAUUUUCUUCCACUUUUCGAUUCUUUGUUUGUAAAUUUUGGAACGCUUUUUGAUCCAGAAAACGAGCAAAGAAAGCAAGUAGAAUAAUCAAAUGUCAAAAGCCUCGUCCAGAGUCAUUCGAGGUCUUCUCUCACUCCAUUUCAGUCAUACCCCAAAACCCUCUUCAAUCUCUGGUUCACUCUCCAGAACCCAUCACUCCUCUUCUUCUUCUCCUUCAACUGGGUUUCGAUCACUACCCACUUCCUCCAAUGGUGUCUUGCCCAGAUAUCCCUCCUCUCCCAGCUACAAUCCUCACGCAUUUUCGUCCGGCAGUCUGGGUUUUUCUAAACUAGGUGGGAGCUCUCAUGGGUUUGGUCCUAUUGGCCCCCGAUUCUUCUCUUUGGGGUCUUCGGGUUUUGGCAAAGCAAAUGGGAAUUUCGCUAAGAAGGUCUUCGAUAAGCCCGUCUCGGCGCUUACUUCAACCUUCACUCGGUACCGAGAGGCCAUUGGGUUGCAGAUUGAGGCUUUCUGCAGGAGGAACUAUCUCUUCCUUUUGGGUGCCGGAGGAUUGUUGCUGUGUGCUCUACUAUGGAAGGUCUUGUUUGCGAUUGCCGAUUCUGUUGUUGGGAUUUCCGAAGGCUUGGCUAAGUAUGGGUUUCUAGCUCUCUCAUCUGCCAUUGUCGCUUUUACUGGCCUCUAUCUUCGCUCUAGAUUCACAAUCAAUCCUGAUAAAGUUUAUAGAAUGGCCAUGAGGAAGCUUAAUACUUCUGCUAGCAUUCUUGAGGUCAUGGGUGCCCCUCUAUCAGGGUCAGAGAUAAGAGCCUAUGUGAUGUCUGGAGGAGGGCCUACCCUGAAGAACUUCAAGCCAGCUAUUAGGAGCAAGAGGUGUUUUCUUAUCUUUCCAAUACGAGGUGCUGAGAGAAAGGGUCUGGUCAGUGUUGAAGCCAAGAAGAAAAAGGGCCAGUAUAAUAUGAAGCUCCUCGCAGUUGACAUUCCCAUGACAUCAGGACCUGACCAGCGAUUAUUUCUGAUUGGAGAUGAAUUAGAGUACAAGGUUGGUGGUGGACUAAUAUCUGAGCUGAGAGAUCCUAUAGUGAAAGCAAUGGCAGCAACCAAGGAAUUUGAUGAACUUGACGAGAUUGAAGAAGAGGAGGAUGCUGAAAGAGAACUUAAGGAGGCAGAGAGAAAGAACCGUGAAGAAAUUGAGAAACUUGAGAAAGAUGAAUCUCGGUGAUUGUUAUCCUAGAUCUUGUCCCAACCCCUUCCAAUUUUUUUUCCUUGUUUUGUUUGUUACAGGAGUUUGCAAAACAAUGAAUGCUCAAGGCUUUGACCAUCUUUGAUAAAAUGAAAUUGGUGUAAAUCAGCUUGUAUCUAUAUCAGAGUCAAGGUUUUUGUGGCGUUCUUUGCCUUGUACUGCAAGCAGCCAUCUUUGGGAAUUUCAAAGUUGAGAAAACCCUUUUUGGGGAAAUAAAGCUACAGUUAGAAGUAACUUGCACAUCAUGCGGUUUCGUUGAUGUGAUUUCUAACAUUUGAAA
This is a messenger RNA of Ziziphus jujuba (common jujube), 1733 nucleotides long. RefSeq lists its product as uncharacterized. The transcript has 3 exons. Lineage: Eukaryota; Viridiplantae; Streptophyta; Magnoliopsida; Rosales; Rhamnaceae. The record is from RefSeq and is a predicted model, not a curated record. Gene Ontology annotation, cellular component: intracellular membrane-bounded organelle. The coding region runs from base 311 to 1432 and encodes 373 amino acids.